CCGUGUUAUACGACCUUGUGCAUUCCGAAGAUCAUCAUCCCACAGACGUUCGAUUUCUACCCUCGGCGGCGAUACAAAUUUCACUGGAGUUCUCUAUUCCAUCAUCGAACCCAGGAUUUUCAAUAUUUUUCAUUCUCUCUCUCUCGGGUCCUGCGAUGGCGUUCUCCGCAUCAUUGCAUUUACCUUCGUUUUCUCAUCUUCUGAAGAAUUCCUCUUCAAUCCCCCAUACUCAAGGUCCGUCUUCAGUCUCUUUCCGAUUGUCACCUGUGAAUCAAAUCAUCCGGAAGAGGCCUUUGUCUAUUCGAGUCCGAGCUUCAAUUGAAGCACCAUCAACCUCUGAGGCUAUUGCGCCAAUAAUUAGUCUGACUGAUAGUGCUCUGAAUCACUUGAGUAAGAUGAAGAAUGAACGAAGUGAAGAGUUAUGUUUAAGAGUUGGUGUCAAACAGGGUGGAUGCUCUGGUUUGUCUUACACCAUGGAGUUUGAGAGUCUAGAUAACAAGAGGCCAGAUGAUUCUAUUACCGUAUACAAUGGUUUUGCUAUUGUUUGUGAUCCAAAGAGCCUCCUCUACCUAUUCGGGAUGCAAUUGGACUACAGUGAUGCACUUAUUGGAGGAGGUUUCUCGUUCAAAAAUCCAAAUGCGACACAAACCUGUGGUUGUGGUAAAUCAUUUGCUGCUGAAAUGUGAAGUUAUAUGUAAGUUUUCUUUGUAUUUAAUAUAGGCAGCACAAACUUCUAGUACAUAUUUGCAAAAACAAUAAUAAAUAUUUGUAGCCUCGCAGAUUAAUCAGUUGCCUUCGGCUCUUUUUAUGUUGAAUAGAUGGAUAAUUGCACUA
This is a messenger RNA of Impatiens glandulifera, 834 nucleotides long. RefSeq lists its product as uncharacterized. Bases 156 to 686 code for a protein of 176 amino acids. The transcript is spliced from 3 exons. Gene Ontology annotation, cellular component: chloroplast stroma. The record is from RefSeq and is a predicted model, not a curated record. Lineage: Eukaryota; Viridiplantae; Streptophyta; Magnoliopsida; Ericales; Balsaminaceae. Gene Ontology annotation, molecular function: protein-macromolecule adaptor activity; iron-sulfur cluster binding. Gene Ontology annotation, biological process: iron-sulfur cluster assembly.